Messenger RNA from Varanus komodoensis (Komodo dragon), 3649 nucleotides. It is a transcript of the gene ARPP19, whose product is annotated as cAMP regulated phosphoprotein 19. Lineage: Eukaryota; Metazoa; Chordata; Lepidosauria; Squamata; Varanidae. Gene Ontology annotation, molecular function: protein phosphatase inhibitor activity. The record is from RefSeq and is a predicted model, not a curated record. Gene Ontology annotation, cellular component: cytoplasm. The transcript has 3 exons. The coding region runs from base 136 to 474 and encodes 112 amino acids.
AUUUGAGCCUGCCGGCUCGCCGUUGUAAACUCGGCGGCCAUCUUGUAUGCGGUUGUGGUGGUAGCGGCGGCGGCUCCUUUUCGCCGGCUUCAGGCCUUUCUUGUUCGGGGGUGCUGCUGCGGUUGCGUGAAAGCCAUGUCUGCGGAGAGCCCGGAACCCGCUUCGGCGGAGGAGCAGAAGGAAAUGGAUGACAAGGUGAUUAGUCCUGAGAAAGCUGAAGAAGCAAAGUUGAAAGCCAGAUAUCCUCAUCUGGGACAAAAGCCUGGAGGCUCCGAUUUCUUGAGGAAGCGGCUUCAGAAAGGACAAAAGUACUUUGAUUCUGGGGAUUACAAUAUGGCUAAAGCAAAGAUGAAGAACAAACAACUCCCUACUGCAGCUCCUGAUAAGACCGAAGUUACAGGUGACCACAUUCCCACUCCACAGGACCUUCCACAGCGGAAACCAUCUCUUGUUGCUAGCAAGCUGGCUGGCUGACUAGACUGGCAGAACUGCAUGAAUCUUCUCAUUCCCUUAAUCUUUCCUUAAUAGUUACUUCUCACAUUUUUGUUUCCACUAAGUCAUUGACUGACCGCUUUGCAGGUAGUGGUAGCGUGUGCUGCUAUUGUAAGAGAGUCCUGUUAAGAAUUAAGUUGUGUAGUCCUUGGAUGAGUUGAGAACAAUGCACUGAUUUAAAAAGGACACAUUUUGUUAGAGCAAUGUAAAGUAAAUCUACUUGAAAACUGUACAUAUUACCUAUUUGCUAGUGUAGGGCUGGUUCCAGCAAGUGAUAUAGCAAUUUUUAAUGUUUCUGCUUUCCUUAGUUCACUUUAAUUACAAUGUAGUAUGUUUGUAUUGAAUACAACCUCUUGUUGUGUUUCUUCUUGUGUUCUGGUUUGUAAACUAGAGGUUUUAGACUGCAAGUUGCUAGAAGGUAAAGCAUGUAUUAAAAAAAGAUGGGGCUCUGACUUAAUUUGUGUAUUUGCUCUUGAACUUGAAUGGCCUUAAACCUAUUUCAGCUUUAACAAUAGAUUUUUUUACUUGGGCAAUAUUUGCUCAUUUUGGUGUAAUUCUUGUAAACCUUGUGCUUAUUGACAACUGCCUGUUGAAGCUGGUAUUUCUUUUGGUCCUGUAGUGUAGAACACAUUUUUAAGUGAAUGAAGUGUGCAUGUGCAUAGACUGAAUUCACUUUUGUGCCAUUCUGUAAAUAAGAUAGAUUUGCACAAUUUUUGCAAAUACCUGUUAACUUUACAUUUUAAAAAAUGUGCCAACUAGAAGCACAAAUUAUUCUGUACCUUUGCAAGUCAACAUUAGAGUCAAAAUUACCAUACUAAACAUAACAGACUUGUAUGUUUAAGGUCUGGAAAGCACCUGAAGUACUAUGCUAGAUGAACUUUGCUAGUACCUCCCUUCUGUGUGUGUCAACAAUGGCCUACAGUGUUCAGUCUGAAUAGAUACUAUAGAUACAAAACACUUUCUAGUAUUUCUGAGGCAAGUAGUUCUAUUUCAAGGGGAAUAAACUAGUUUAAAAGCAGGUAUCUCACAUUAAGCAACUUGUAGAUCACACUAUGUAGGGUUUUCCAGUGCUAUUAUACGGUCUUUUAGCUUAUUAUAAAAUCUAUAACUUUUAAUAACUUGUAUGAACCACAGGAGGUUUGGAAUGUGAAAAUAUGGGUAAACUGCUGCUAUUGAAAGUCUCUGACACAUAAAGGACCUCUAUUUUAGAAGUAGUUGGUUUUUAAAAAACCCAACCCUGUUUUUUCAGAUUGGGAAGUAGAAUGGAUUGAUUUUUUGUAUAUAUGGUACCAUUCAUGAUAAAUAUGCUAAUUCUUUGAUGCAGUAAAAAGUGCUUUGUCAGUGUAUAUUAUAAAUACUCUGCAAGGGCCUGUCUUAAACUUUUGGGUAUAAAUAGAACUCUAGUAAGUGUAUAAAAUCUAGCUGACAUCAAGGAUAGCAUUUUUAUCUGUCUUAAAGAAUUUCAGUCUACUGUCUGGCAUUUUCACUCUUAGUGAAAUCAGAGAAUCAGAUGCUUAGUUCCCUUGAAUUUAAAGAGAGUGAGACAUGAGAGCAACUUUCCCUUUGUUGCAAUUGGGCAGCUAUUGUCUUGGGACUCUUUCAAAGCAUAGUGAUAAAGGCCCUCUAACAAGCACAUUUAAGACAAAUAGUAAAUCAUGUUAGCCACCUCUGACCUUCUUAGAUGAGAAGGCCUGGUUUUCAAAGGUAAUGCAACCACUAUCCCUCAGAUUUUGCACCCUCUCAACUUUUAAAAAAUCUAACCCUGAUGCUGUAUGGAAGUUGAUAUAAUAGAUGGGUGCCAGGUUUAGGUAUUCUGGAAAUUAAGGUUAUUUGUGCAGUUAUUUUCAUAGCAUAUCAGUUUUUGUCUAUGAAUAGUUAGCAAGGCCUAUUCUCAUUAUAGCCAGCUUUGAUUUGAUCUCUCUGUGGCAUCUCAACUGGAGUAUAUUCAUGGAAAGAGACUUAACAGUGAAGUUGAUACUUUUAGCUGUUACCUUGGAGAGUAGAAAACCCCAUAACUGUUCCAUGCAAAGAAGAACAAGCUUUUAUGGAGGAUUGUCCAAAAAUAACAUUCAAUUUAUUUUUGUAUAAAUAGAAGUAAACAUUAGGCAUUAUGAGAAUUAACUGUGGCCUAAAACUAGUAGUUCCUAACAGAAAAUGACUUGGUGUAUUUUCUAGUUGCUACUGCUCCACUAGAUAGUAAGAUGAACUGGUAUGCCAUGGAGGAAGUAUAUUUAAAGCCAUGUAAAUCUAAACAUUCCAUUCCCCCAGCCUUAGACUUCUAAUUUGUAUUAUUGAUAUGACUGUGCAAAUUGUGAUGUCUACCAAUCAUUGAUCCAUGAGAAUAUAUACAACAGUAUGAACCAGUUCAGUCUGUUCUGAUGGUGAUCCUGUGUCUCUGGACAAACAACAACAGAAGAUAGUUUGGUCAUCUACAUUGUUAGGGAUACAAGAAGCUAGAUCAACAAUCAUUUUAGAAGAUCAAAUAGAUGGUUAACUUGCAACUUUCAGCUAACUCCAACAAGAUAAAGCUGUAAAGCUUGUGUAUAUACUGUAUAAUAUGAAUUUUACCCUUUGAUAAUGACCUUUUUCAGAGAUCUAUCUGCACUAUAGUUUAGCAAUCUAUUUGCUUUAUGCAGUGAUUAGUAGUGCUUAAGUAUGUCUGUAAUGAAGACAGGAUGUAGUAGCCCCAAACUGUUUCCAGUAGAUACUAGUGAUCCAAAAGUGUUCUCCCUCUCACUCCCAUCCCACCCAUUCAUCAUUCAUCAUCACAAAAGAGUAUGAAUGCAGAGGCCACAAAAAGACUGUUUGGUUUGAUGUGUUCCUUAAUGCAUUUCUGAUGCUCCAGCGUUAAAUUUCAGUUGCUCGGCACCAACAUCACCCUGUAUAGUACACAUAAUAAAUUCAACUAAUUAGUUUUCAUUGCUCUGUAGACGUUUGUCUGGUCUUUUACUGUGUUUCCCCCAUAACUGUAUUGAAUCUUCUUUCUGGCUAAAGAACAAGUCUACAUAAGACUUGCUUUGCACUUCUAAGAAACGAGUAUGUUGGCCUCUUUUCUAGUGUGUGCUCAGCUAUGAAAUGAUAAAAUACUGUAACUGUCUUUAUAUAUACAUCACUACUUAUUUUUCUAAUAGCAUUAAAGCUUAUUGUUUGACUUUAA